UAUAUAAACACACAGCCCUUCACAGUAUUGUACUAAAAUAUUAAUUCUCUCCCUCAGUUCUUCAUGGCUACGUAUUACAAUAUUUUAUCUUGUGGGUGGCUUUUCUUUGCCGCGGUCUCACUUUUCAUCCCCACACUAGCACAAACAGACAAUUAUAUAGUUCACAUGGAUUUAUCGGCCAUGCCCAAAGCCUUCUCUAGCCAGCAAAGCUGGUAUUUGGCCACCCUUUCUUCUGCUUCUGCAGUAUCUACGAGCAAAAGCACCAUUACUCCCACCGUACCCACCUCUUCUAAACUUAUCUAUACUUACACUCAUGCUAUGAGUGGUUUUAGUGCUCAUCUUUCUCCUUAUGAGCAUGAGGCCUUGAAAAACUCUCCCGGCUACAUUUCUUCCUUUAAAGACCUGCCUGUUAAACUUGACACAACUCGUUCACCAACAUUUCUCGGCCUCAAUUCCAACUCUGGAGCAUGGAAGGCGUCGAAUUAUGGGGAAGAUAUCAUUAUCGGGUUGGUAGAUACUGGUAUUUGGCCGGAAAGUGCUAGUUACAGUGACAGUGGAAUUUCUGGAAUUCCAAACAGAUGGAAAGGAGAGUGUGAGAGUGGCACCAAGUUCAACUCUUCAUUAUGCAACAACAAGCUCAUUGGAGCUCGAUUUUUUAACAAAGGUCUAAUUGCCAGGGAUCCUAACAUCACCAUAUCUAUGAAUUCAACUCGCGACACGGACGGUCAUGGGACCCACACCUCGAGUACGGCGGCUGGGAAUUUUGUGGAAGGUGCAUCAUACUUUGGCUACGCCCCAGGAACUGCAAGUGGAGUGGCUCCCAGGGCCCAUGUAGCCAUGUAUAAGGCUCUUUGGGACGAAGGUGCUAGUACUUCUGAUAUAAUUGCUGCAAUUGAUCAAGCAAUUAUCGAUGAAGUAGAUGUAUUGUCAAUAUCAUUGGGAUUGGACGGGGUUCCUUUGUAUGAAGACCCCAUUGCCUUGGCCUCAUUUGCAGCCGUAGAAAAGAACAUCUUCGUGUCAACUUCCGCUGGAAACGAAGGGCCUUUUUCCGGGUCACUACACAAUGGCAUACCCUGGGUGCUUACUGUUGCAGCUGGUACUGUAGACCGCGAAUUUGAUGGGGUUCUGACACUUGGCAAUGGAGUUUCAGUCACUGGCUUAUCUCUUUAUCCUGGGAAUUAUACAGAAACUCAAGUUCCAAUUGUUUUCUUGGAUGCAUGUCUCAGUAAACAAUUGAAUACUGUUGGGCCAAAAAUUGUUGUUUGCGAAGACAGGAAUUCUUCCUUAGGCGAACAAUAUGAUAACCUCAGCAAAGCGAACAUCACCGGAGGUAUCUUCAUAACAAAUUUCACAGACCUCGAAUUUUUAAUCCGAUCCAAAUUUCCAGCAAUAUUUGUGAAUCCAAAAGAUGGGGAAACCAUCAAGGAUUUCAUCAAGAGUAGCACCAACCCAGAGGCAAGUAUGGAGUUUCAGAAAACAAAUCUGGGUAUUGAAACAGCUCCAAGUCUUACUAGCUACAGCUCUAGAGGUCCAUCCCCAAGUUGCCCAUUCGUUAUGAAGCCUGACAUAAUGGCUCCUGGUUCUUUAAUCUUAGCUGCAUGGCCCCAAGAUGUUGAAGUGAUACGGAUAAAUUCUAAACCACAAUUCAGCAACUUCAAUAUAAUAUCUGGGACGUCCAUGUCUUGCCCGCAUGCGGCAGGUGUGGCAGCACUCUUGAGAAAGGCACAUCCCGAUUGGAGCCCUGCAGCUAUCCGGUCGGCCAUGAUGACCACUGCUGAUACCAUGGAUCGGACUACUGGGCCUAUCAAAGAUAUUGGGAAUGACAACCAGCCAGCCACUCCUUUAGACAUGGGAGCUGGCCAGGUUAAUCCUAACAAGGCAUUAGACCCGGGAAUCAUUUAUGACUUGAAUUCAACUGAUUACGUGAAACUCCUCUGCGCAUUAAAUUUCACGGAAAAGCAAAUCCAAGCUAUCACAAGGUCACCUUCUAACGAUUGUUCCUUCCCAUCCUUGGAUCUUAACUAUCCUUCUUUUGUUGCCUUCUUCAACUCUAACUCCUCGAAAUUGGGUUUGACCACCGUCCAAGAAUUUCACAGGACAGUGACCAACGUGGGUGAUGCAGUAUCAACUUACACUGCAAAAAUACCACCCAUGAAUGGGUUAAAGGUCACUGUCAUGCCAGAAAAGUUGGAGUUCAAAGCCAAGAACGAGAAGCUAAACUACAAACUAGUCAUAGAAGGUCCAAGACAGCUCAAAGAAAGUGUAAUUUUUGGCUAUCUUAUCUGGGUUCAUGAUAAGGAUAAAUACGUCGUCAGGAGUCCCAUAGUGGCCACAAGCCUGGAUUCAGAGGCACUUUCGUCUUAGAAUACUUAAAAUAUUAAUUACUUGUCUACAACUUCACAUUGUGGAAUAAAAUAAUCCUACAUUAACCCAAACAGUUUGCCAGCCAAAGGACCUUUCGUAUCUUAUCGGAUAGGGUCUUGUGUGGUUGCUAUGAAUUUGCGUGUUUAAUCACACAUUGUAUAUCCCAUUUAUAUCAUAAAGGAAAUAGCGGCAAUAUGUAUA
Messenger RNA from Hevea brasiliensis (rubber tree), 2565 nucleotides. RefSeq names its product subtilisin-like protease SBT3. Gene Ontology annotation, biological process: proteolysis. The record is from RefSeq and is a predicted model, not a curated record. NCBI's taxonomy places the organism in Eukaryota, Viridiplantae, Streptophyta, Magnoliopsida, Malpighiales, Euphorbiaceae. Gene Ontology annotation, molecular function: serine-type endopeptidase activity. The transcript has a single exon. The coding region runs from base 64 to 2364 and encodes 766 amino acids.